Schistocerca serialis cubense is the source of this 802-nucleotide messenger RNA. RefSeq lists its product as uncharacterized. The record is from RefSeq and is a predicted model, not a curated record. The transcript is spliced from 5 exons. The coding region runs from base 332 to 775 and encodes 147 amino acids. NCBI's taxonomy places the organism in Eukaryota, Metazoa, Arthropoda, Insecta, Orthoptera, Acrididae.
UACAGGUAUCUCAUGUAACUUAGUAAAGCAACUGUUUAAAUGGCGGUUUAUUUGAAGUUUCUGGUGAAGUUUGACUACCUCGUGAUCUCUAGUGAAAGUGAAUGUUAACACGGUAUUAAAUACUUUGUGACUGACGAGAAAAAACGUAACGGUACAGAGAAGUUAGCCCGUUCAUAAUAUUUGUAAAGGGACGACCAGGAAUAAGAACAGAGUUUACUGUGAACUGCUGUAUUGCUCUUCUAGAUUGUGGCGAUUCUAGUGCCCACAAUUAUUAUUUCCUGGCUGCCCAUAUUCGUUUAAGAGAAAAUGACGGAAACAUACAAGUGCCAUCAUGGACAACAAGAAAAAUGUUGAAAUAAAAAAAGAGGAAACAAAUGAGGCGCUCAUUGAGCAUAUCUCUUUGUAUCUUGACAAUCCACUGCGAAUUGAAAAGACUAGUGUUCAUGUAAAAGAAGAACCAGAACAGAAAUGGGACAGGGAUUCCUCUGAGCAUAACCUUCUUGAAGAUCCAUUGAUGAUCUCGUGGUCCACUGACUGUAUCAAGGAGGAUCCUGAACUAAUUUUGGGCGUGGAUGGAACUGAGGAUAUUUUUGGUCUGUUUCGCAAGGUGCUCACCAGUAUUAUUACAUUUCUUCUUCAGCGUAUCAGCUACGUAUGUAACUUCUUCAGCUUAUCAGCUACGUAUGUGACUUCUUCAGCUUAUCAGCUACGUAUGUGGCUUCUUCUUCCAAAAAUCAGCAAUAUCUUUACCCAAUGGCAAAGACCACAACCUUAGACAGAUAUGUACUCACUUGACCUAUAC